Paramecium sonneborni is the source of this 598-nucleotide messenger RNA. Lineage: Eukaryota; Ciliophora; Oligohymenophorea; Peniculida; Parameciidae. The record is from the annotation of a GenBank genome assembly.
AUGUAAUAAACAAAAUCUUUUGAUGAUAUUUCAUUAUCUCGAUAUUCAGAAGAAAAUGGUGAAACAUCUAAUGAAAAUUAGCCAAUACUCAUACAUUUAGAUGAUCCACUACCAUCUUAAACUGAUUUUUUUGAUUUAGUUCUAUAAACUCUUCCAAAAACAAAAAAAAGAAUCGCAAGAAGAAAAAAAUGUGAUUUUCACACUAAGAAAAGAAAAAAAGUAAACAAAAAAAAUCUAAUUUUUGAAAAUCACAGUCCAUUUACAAUUCAGGAAGAUGAAAAAAUCCUUAACCUAGUGAUAGAGCAUGGUCCAAGAUUUUAAAUAAUUUCUAAGUUUUUUUUGGAUAGAAGUUAAAAUGCUGUCAAAAAUCGAUAUUAUAAAUUUUUACGAUACCAUUGGGACUUAAUCCUUGGAGAGUAAGAUUUCUUAUAUAUUUUAUAGUAAUUAUUAACACCUUAAUUAUGUAAAUGAAGAAGAGAGUGCUUAACAUGAAAUAAAUGAAGAAUUAACAAAUUUUUUAGAUAGCAUGAAUCUUUUUCCUGAGGUAACAAAUAUAAUAAGAAACUUCAUUACUCAAGUUGACAAUCAUUUUAGAUGA